UUGACUAAAUCAUUUAUGGAAAAAUACAUUUUGUUCUUGCUAGAGUCACUGGUAUUCUUUAGGUAAAAAUCCCACAUCUAAAUCAGUGUAGGAAAAUACCUUUAAAAAGCUGAAAUCACAGCAUCUUUUCUUUUUGAUACUAUUGGAGUUAACUGAGUUAAUUGAGAUGAGUAACAUCACAUACACGUGGCACAUGCACAUUACACACAUGUUCAGAAAAGAGGGAGGGACACUAAUACACACAUCCUAUAACGCACAACCUGCAUAAGUAGAUUACUAUUUCUUUUUUUAAUGGCCUGUUUUUAACUUCUUUUCAACCAAUUUAUUCCCACAGCAAUUAUGCUCUGCCACACUUGGGCUUUACCAGGAGUAAGAGUGAGGAGUGAGGACGACAGAGAAAAUGUCCACAAGGACACAAGAGAUCACGCUGUGGUCACAUAUAUUUCAGCGUGAUACACCUGGAAGCUGCGGUCUAAUGGACACUAAUUUACGAGACGGGGACAGGGACCGGGAGGUUUGCUCCGGGUCUGUUUCCUCUGAGUCGGUCGGGAGUGGGACCUCAUUCUGGGGCUUUUAUGUCACUGCUGUGCUUAAUGGCCUGUGUGCCUUCUCUGAGGCCUGCUACACGCAUGCAGUAAAUCAACAGAGGAGGAACAUACCAGUUAAUCACAGCCUUUGUUUCUGACUGAGAGAAGACAAUACAUCUAACUGAAUGCCACCGAGUUGACAGAGAGAGCAUCAGGACGACUAACGCUGUCAUAUCAGAGAGACCAACUUCCUCAGCAGCUGUGGCUGCGUCUGAAAAGAAUCAGUUUUUUCAUCCACCUCUCACCACUGUCAGCAAACCACACUUAUAUAACUGAGACUAAAGUGUUGGGACAAAUGUAAGAUAGCAUCACCUCAUCGCACAGUCACAGUUAAAACGCUUUUCUUUUUAAAUAAGCAUGGUUGUAAACAUUGCAAUUAAAAAAACAAAUAUUCCGGGCUGGUUUGGUUUACGCUGCCGGACGGCCUAAUCCAACACUAUUCAACACGGGACAUAAUGAACAGGCAGAGGAGAAUGUAAAGCAUUGAUUACUGCUAUUGUCAAGCUGCAGGCGCUAAAAUAGCUUCAGGCUUAGCUUAAAAACAAUAUGAGGGACCGUAUAUUAUGUGCUGAAAAAUGAAUCUGUCUACAAACAAGAACAUGCUGCUGAUUUUUUAAUCUAGGGUGACUGUUGUAAAAGAAAACCACAUUCUUAUCUUCUCUACAUUAUGCAACCUGUAAUUUAAUAUCACUUUUAGAUACAAGAUUCAAAAUAUAUAAACUGGAAACAGCCAACUCCCCUUUUUGUUUAAAUCUGAGAGUUUCCGAGCACAUAUUUCAUUUUUUGUCGCAGGCUUUUAGCAAAGUUUAACAGCCAGCUCCAUCAAAUACAUACAGUGGCAGCCUUCUACAAUAGCCUAAUUAAAAAGCUUUCAAGCUUGUUUUUCAGAUCCACUAAUCACUGAGACAGUUCGCUGGUUGUUUACGGCCUGUGUGAGCACAAGCAUACACCGCCUAACAGCAAAUGAAUCUCCAAUAAUCUAAUUUGAGGUCCCCUAUUUAAACGUAAUUAGACUCGGCGUGUGGUCCGCACUCAACUCAAAUAUGUACGGUGCAAUAUCUAGACUGAAAACUGCAGCAAUGUAAAGGUUUGAAGUUAGGUAAUGAUCAUGGCAGAAAUGGAGCGAGCGACACGUGAGCGGACGGUUCUGCAGCUCAGAGCCGAAAGCAGAGACACAGCCGGUAAGAGUCAAAAGCUUUUGAAUCCGUAGCGUCAUAAAUAAGAAAAGAUAAAAAAGGGAUAAAUUAAAAGGUUGGGAUAAAGCAACCCACCUUUUAAAAGCAGUGAUAUUCUUCUUGGAAAAGGCGCUCAGAUUAUCCAAUGAUAAAGUAGGUUUCCUCUCAGAAUCAUAAAUUUACUUAACUACUUUAAUGUCAUGUGCUUUGUCAUUCGUUGGUUUGCUGUGAACCCACGACACCAUGCAUGUAGGAUGACGUCAUGGUUCAGGGGGACAGAACUGUAACACCGUUAUGAUUACAUGUUGUCUCUUGGCCUUUGCUGAUUUCUUUCCCUGCAGUAAUAACAUGAAGACUGUAUAUCAGUAUUUCAAGAAAGUGCUCAUGUGACCAAUAUGUCUUACCGCGGAAGAUGAAUAAGUUAUGGUGAGUUUAGACGAUGACGCUCAUUCAAAUUUUAAAAUCUGAUCCGCAGGAGCUUUGACAGAAUUUCUUUACUUAUUGUGGGGCCGUUCCUUCUGGAUAUUUUUGGUUAUGUUAUGAAAAGUUUUUACAAAUGUACAUAUUAUAUUUAUGCACAUGCCCAUAAAAAAGUGUAAUCAACUUCAGAAUAUAAAAAUAGGCCUAUUAUAAUUAAAGAUUGAAGAUCAUUAUUCUGUAUCUGCAACUGAAAUCCAUUCAUUUCCAUGAAUGAAACAAAUGGAAAUUACUGGAUGUAGGAAAUGUUGGAAACAAAGACAGCAAAUCAGAAGUGGAGCUUCUCCUUUCUCACUAAAAUAAAGUUUAUUUACGCAUUUAUUAACAUGUUUUAUUUCAUUGUGGUUAGAUUUGUAGGCAGUGUUAAAUAGUUCGUCUUAAUCUUGGUUUAUGAAAGGAUUGUUUAUUGGAAAAUUAAAGAGGAUUAAUUCAUUGUUUUUUUCUCCUAAACACGUUUAUUAAAAGCUUCUACUUCGAUAACUCAACAUUUUCCUCUUCCUUCUUAUUCUCUGAAUGCAUGUUUCCAUUUAGAUUUUGACUGAGAUCAAUCUGCGUAUAACUUGUUUACUCUCAUCUUGUCUCAGGCAAUGGCAGCACCUGAGCAACUGGGCGCCCACAAGCACCAGCCGGACACACUGUGGCCCCCACUCUAUCUCUUUAUUAUCAGCUAAUUAGUGUGGUUAAUCAGGCUGAUGAUGAGCCAGGGCACCGUGCCAUUUCAAUCUGACACCAGGCCGGGGUUCAGACCCCCACCAGGCACACCACGGCCAUCCGAGAUCUCCCUGAAGACAAAUCAUCCUCGGCACCAGAGGACAGAGGGAUGACAAGGGCAGCAGUGGUGAUGGUCUUUCCAGAUCUUUCUGCCCUUUGGUCUCAGCAGCUGGGGACACUGAACACAUCAAAAACUGAUGCUCUCUGUCACGUAUGACCCUUCAGAUCCAUACAGACAUGUUUCCUAACCCGCCUCCCUCCUACAAAACACACACAUCCCCAACAAUUUCCCCUCCACAGUCAUGUAAUCGAAAACAAUCCAGUGCUAUCACCUCCCAUCUGUCUCCUCUCUCUCUCUCUCUCUCUCUCUCUCUCUCGCUCUCUCCCUCCCUCUUGCUCCCCCUCUCCCUCUCUCUCCCUCUCCCGGCUGCCUCACUCAGUCCCUGAGCAGCGCUGAGCUGAGCAGGAUAACGUCUCCUUCAACCCGCAGCACAGACUCAUUUCUCUCCACACCAGCUCUGAGUGGAUGCUCAGGAGGGGUGUUUGAGAUAUUAGCACGCUGUGGGGGGGAACGGCUCAGGGACAUCUACCAUCCACACUGAAAGUCAGGAGGAAUAUGGGCAAAUCCGAAAGCCAAAUGGAUAUCAUGGAGAAAUCAAGUAAACCUGGAAAGCGUCGUUGGACUUUCGCGGAGAUCAGUCUGUCCGUGCUUCUGCUGUUGGUCAGCUGUGCCUUGGCCGGGCUGGUGGUCCUCUACACAUCAGUUGUGAAAGAACAAUCGAACAGGUCCAGUGUGUCAAGGAGCUCAACACGAGAGGGUCAGCUGUUUCGCUCCAACCUCAACAAUGUGUGCACAACGGCGGACUGUGUCACUGCAGCUGCUCGGCUCCUGCAGAACAUGGAUAAGUCUGUGAAGCCCUGCGAUAAUUUCUACCAGUACGCCUGCGGGGGUUGGCUGGAGCGCCAUGUCAUCCCGGAGACCAGCUCUCGUCACAGUGUCUUUGACAUUCUGAGGGACAAGCUGGAGAUUGUCCUCAAAGGUGUUCUGGAGACGGAGAACGAGCAGGACAGGGAUGCCAUCAGAAAGGCCAAAACCCUUUACAGCUCCUGCAUGAAUGAGAGCCUCAUAGAGCAGCGUGACUCCCAGCCCCUCCUAACGCUCAUCGAGAGUAUCGGAGACUGGCCUGUGGCCUCAGACGACUGGAACUCCACAACAGAGGAGACGUGGAGCCUCGAGGACACGCUGGCGACGCUCACUGCUCGUUUCCACAAGAAGGUUUUGCUGGACUUGUACGUCUGGACAGAUGACCGGGACUCUCGGCGCCAUAUCAUUUAUAUUGACCAGCCAGGACUUGGAAUGCCAUCAAGAGACUAUUACUUCAAUGAUGGAAACUACAAAAAGGUUCGAGAGGCCUACCUGCACUUCAUGUUCUCCAUCGCGAAGAUAACCCGAGAGGACAGGAACUUGACCCAGGAUGACGAGCGUGUGUGGGAGGAAAUGAUGCAAGUGCUGGAACUGGAGACAGACAUCGCCAACGCCACAUCACCAGCAGAGGAAAGACAAGAUGUCACAGUUCUCUACAACAAGAUGACACUGGGUGAACUACAGAGCACGUUCAGCUUGAAUGGUUUUAACUGGACACGAUAUAUUCAGGGUGUGCUGUCGAGUGUGUCCGUCGAGGUGCAGCUAGCGGAGGAGGUGGUGGUGUACAGCUCCCCCUACCUGGAGAAGAUGAAUGACGUUCUCUCCAGACACAGCUCCAGAACUAUGCAGAACUACCUCAGCUGGCAGCUCGUCAUUGACAGAGUCAAUAGCUUGAGCCGCCGCUUCAAAGAUGCCAGAGCCCGUUACAGGAAGACUCUCUAUGGGACGACAGUGGAGGAUGCUUGGUGGCGGGAAUGCGUCCGUUACGUCCAGAACAGCAUGGAGAACGCAGUGGGAGCUCUGUACGUGCGUGAGACCUUCGCCGGAGAAAGUAAACGAAUGGUCAGUGACCUCAUCGGUAAGAUCCAGAAAGCCUACGUGGAAACUCUCGAGGAGUUAAGCUGGAUGGAUGCACCCUCAAAAGAGAAAGCAAGAGAGAAGGCCAUGGCAAUCAAGGAGCACAUUGGUUAUCCAGAUCAUAUUCUACAGCAAAGCAACCUGAAACUUGACCAGGAGUAUGCACAUCUGAACUUUAGUGAAGAACACUACUUUGAGAACAUCCUGGAGAACCUGAAGUCUGAGGCGCAAAAGAGUCUGAAGAAGCUCAGAGAACCGGUGGAUCCUGACUUAUGGAUCAUUGGUGCUGCAGUGGUGAACGCAUUCUACUCACCCAACAGGAACCAGAUAGUGUUUCCUGCUGGGAUCCUGCAGCCGCCAUUCUUCAAUAAGCAUCAGCACCAGGCCCUGAACUUUGGUGGAAUAGGAAUGGUUAUCGGACAUGAGAUCACACAUGGAUUCGAUGACAACGGUCGUAAUUUCGACAAGGACGGUAAUAUGCUGAACUGGUGGAGUAAUUACUCUGCCGAGCAUUUUAAAGAGCAGUCGCAGUGCAUGGUGCAGCAGUACGGCAACUUCAACUGGAAGCUAGCAGGUGGACAGAACGUAAGUGGAAUCAGCACUUUGGGGGAGAACAUCGCCGACAACGGAGGAGUUCGUCAAGCAUACAAGGCUUACCUUAAGUGGGUGGAGAUGGAGGGCGAGGAGCCCUGUCUUCCUGGUCUCGAUAUGGAUCACAAGCAACUUUUCUUUCUUAACUUUGCCCAAGUGUGGUGUGGUGCUUAUCGGCCUGAGUACGCCAGCCAGUCCAUCAAGACGGACUCACACAGUCCCUUAGAAUACAGGGUGCUUGGAUCUCUUCAGAAUUUCGAAGCCUUCUCAGAAGCUUUCCAGUGCCAGAAGGGCAGUCAAAUGAACCCUGAGCAGAAAUGUCGCGUUUGGUAGAAAGUUUUAUUCAUGAAAUAAUUGUUUCCUGACUUGGGCCACUCAGAUCAAGUUUUACCCACAGAGAAGAUUCUACUGAAGACAUUCCAGUUUAUUUAGGGGCAGACUGUCGAGCUCUCCAGUUUCAAAACUCAAAAUAUAUUAUUUACUGUUUUAAAAAAAAGAAACUUGCUUGAGUAUCUAUCAAGUUUGAAGUGUUGUCUCUGGAUGAGUCAGUAACUCGUUCUUCUUUUUUUGCUGUGUCCCACAACAGAAGACGAGUGGGUACGAGACUGAAAAUGUUCCGUAGAAAACAAAAGAUCUUGUGAAAGGGUUAAACUCAUGACUUUAAAUACGUUACUGCCCUUCUUGAAUUAAUCAGUUACAAACAAAAAAAAUCUCUAGUUCAGAUCUUUGUGACUUAUCCAUUAACGUCUGACACUGAGAUGCCUCUGUGUCUUUCCUCCGAAGUGUUGUUUUCAAGAUGUUGUGCCACUCUAGAAAAAAAUCAAUAGCGAACCAAUCUAACACUGACUGAACUGCGAGUCUGAAGGAAAUGAAAGCUUGUGAAAGCUACAGAGGAAUUAGUCACAAUCUGAGAGUUUGGCUAUUCACUGUUACAUGAAACAAAUUACCUUAAGACUUUAAGACUGUUAAAUCUUUGCAGCUUUAACCUUAAAUUAACAUUCUGAGAGCUGUGGCUGUCAACGUUUUUAUACUGGAUGAAUAUUUCAAAUUAAGGAGGCAUUUAGCAGUUUUGCAGUUUUGUCCCAUCCUGCAGUUGGACGCCUGGUCCUCGGUGCAGAGGUGUACUUGUAUAUCAUGGUGGUUUGCUGUAGCACGUCAUUAUCCAGAUGUAUUAAAAAAAUAUUGGUGGCAUACCACAUUUUAGUGAGAAAAACCCAGCACUUGUUGAAUGUAGUCAUGUGAUAAUGAUGAAAAUGUCACUUUAUUAAAUGAUUGGUUACUGACAUUAAUCACGUAGAUGUAGGUUUUGGGUGAACAGUAAAAACACUAUUCACAGUUGUGCUGUGUGUUUGAAGCACAACCCCCCAUUUGUUCUGCUUCCACACACUUACAGCCUCUGAAAUGUUCAUACGGGUUUAUUUUAGUUCUAAAAUUCCCACCACCACUCAUACCUACAAUUACUCAAAAUAAGAAGAUCUCUUUGUAUGAUAUGUGUAUGUUAUAUUUAACCAAAAAAAGGUGGCUGAUCUGUAGACGAACUGGUCUUCUCUUUUGUUCCACAUUCUCCCGAGACGAGCCCUGAACACAGUGAUUACAAGACUUUAAGCCUUUGGGUUGGGAGGGGGGGGGGGACAUAGCCAAUUACAUGCUAAGGGGAGAGGAAGAGAAAACCCCUCAGAUACACUCACGCAUGGAGAGGCAGCCGAUGAAGUGGCUCGCCUUCUGAUCUCGCAUUGAUCAGCGCUGUCAGAGAUGAAUGGGCGAAGUGCAGUGUGCUGAAGCGCGGUGACCGCUGUGGCCGAACGGCGAGCCCAUGGGCAGGCAACUCUGAAGAAUAGAGCUCGUCAUUAGAAAGGCGGACAGGGCCAGGACUGUUAUUUUCUACCUUUAUUAACAAGUAAUGACAGGAGAAUCAAAGCUGAACACAACUAAUAGGAGAGGGUGGAUGUCGUGGAGCCACCAUUGUAUGUGCCGAAUAGAGCUUUCAAACACAGCGGAAAAGAAAACCUACACACACACAAACAAUACUCAGCCCGUUUGAUUGUCUUCUUUGUCGUUGGUCACAUUCAGAAUGCCUUGGUAAACUGAACACGACUGUUAGGUCUCAACAGAGGCUCAUGAACUGAAUGUGCAUAUUGAAGCUUUUUAUUCUCAGUUUGUUGCUUAAUCGUCAUAUAUUGGCCUAAGGCUGUUGUGUUGACCAGGGGGAGAGGACGCAGUACAGGGAUAUAGCAAAAAUUUACAUUUUGGAAAACACGUGUCCCCGAGAGUCAGAUGAGAAAAGUGAUACCAAUCAUAUUUAUACCUUGAAUAUGAACUUUAUGCUAACAAGUAAUUUAUAUUAGAAUAAAGAUUCAAAACAGAGAUAAAUUAUGAAUCUGGUUCUGUCAAAAACAUCUGCUUAUGUACAUCUAGAGCUCAUUUAAAAAAAAAAAAUACCUUGAUUACAGGGACCAUGAACUGAAUAUAAAGAUGGACUCCCCUAAAGUGAAGCCAAAUCCCCACCUGGUGGCUGGCUGCAGUAUAGGUCAUAAAUCCCGCCUCCUUCAUGUUAGCAUAUGGGACGUGGGCCAAACCAAAAAGUCAAGGUUUAGGUCGUAACAGUUUAUAAACAGUCUACGGCUGGAACCAGUAACUUGCUUCCAUUACACUCAUGCUUUUGAUCCUCAGACCAGGACAGCUGUUUCCCCCAGUUUUUUUGUUUUUGUGCUAAGCUAAGCUAACCAGCUGCUGUUUACAUCUUAGCCUCCGGUUUACUUCAGGGACAGACAUGAGGGAGGUAUCACUCUUUUCAUUUCCCUUUCUGCCUGAAUCGUAGUUAAAAAAAAAGAGAUCACAUCUUACUCAGAGAACUGCCGGAGGCCACGUCAUAAGCUCAGAGGAUUUGAAGAGCAACAGCUUAGAAUCUUGUAACGUUUGUCUGAUUUUCUUCAAAAUGAUUAAAACAGUUAAAAACUGUUUUGUGAAACACAAAAAGUACAUGAUAUAAUAUGUGUUGUUGUCAAUAUGCUCUAUACGACUGUGUUUGCAUAGUAAGGCUUCAAAUCAGGUAAGACAGAAAGAGUAUAUUUCAUGUUUACUUACAUGGUGUUAAAUUGUGUGGUUGUGAAAAUAUCCGCCAAGUACAACUCAAUGUUUUUUGCUAUAUAUGAACAUGUUUUCAUCUACAGUGUAUACCCAUCAGAGGAGUUUAUUUAUCUACUGAAUAUUUAUGAAAUAGCCUUGUUGCUUUGAAAGAAUUCAGAUGUUAAAGAUGUUUUAUGAUUGUUCCUGCUGCUAUGUAAUUAUUUAGACUAACUGCUAUUUUUGUGAUCUGUUAUUAUUGCCAUUAAAGUGACUGUCUCA
Molecule: messenger RNA, 8888 nt
Organism: Platichthys flesus (European flounder)
Lineage: Eukaryota; Metazoa; Chordata; Actinopteri; Pleuronectiformes; Pleuronectidae
Gene: mmel1
Product: membrane metallo-endopeptidase-like 1
Exons: 25
Coding region: 3567-5876 (769 amino acids)
Biological process (GO): protein processing
Cellular component (GO): plasma membrane
Molecular function (GO): metalloendopeptidase activity
Source: RefSeq, a predicted model, not a curated record